CUCUUUGCAAGAAAGCCUGAUGUGCAGCCUUUGUAUUUCGCUGAUGCCAGAGGGGAUAUUGCAUGGAAGAAGCUAAUCAGACCUCCCCAGUGGUGGGCUUCAUCCUCCUGGGCCUCUCAGCCCACCCAAAGCUCGAGAAGAUGUUCUUCAUGCUCAUCCUGCUCACGUACCUGGUGAUCCUGCUGGGCAACGGGCUCCUCAUCCUGGUGACCAUCCUGGACCCCCGCCUCCACACGCCCAUGUACUUCUUCCUGGGGAACCUCUCCUUCCUCGAGAUCUGCUACACCACCUCCUCAGUGCCCCUCAUCCUGGAUGGCUUCCUCACUCCCAGGAAAACCAUCUCUUUCUCAGGCUGUGCCAUCCAGAUGUUUCUUUCCUUUGCCAUGGCAGGAACAGAGUGUGUGCUUCUGGGCAUGAUGGCAUUUGAUCGCUAUGUGGCCAUCUGCAACCCCCUGCGGUACCCUGUGGUCAUGAGCAAGGCUGCCUACGUGCCCAUGGCUGUCAGCUCCUGGGCUAUUGGUGGUGUCGCUUCCCUGGUACACACAUCCUUGGCAAUUCAGCUUCCUUUCUGCGGGGACAACAUCAUCAACCACUUCACCUGUGAGAUCCUGGCUGUCCUGAAGCUGGCCUGUGCUGACAUCUCCAUCAAUGUCAUCAGUAUGGCGGUGACCAAUGUGAUCUUCCUGGGGGUCCCGGUUCUUUUCAUCUCUGUCUCCUAUGUGUUCAUCAUCGCUACCAUCCUGAGGAUCCCCUCAGCAGAAGGGAGGAAAAAGGCCUUCUCCACCUGCUCUGCCCACCUCACUGUGGUGGUCAUCUUCUAUGGGACCUUGUUUUUCAUGUAUGGGAAGCCCAAGUCUAAGGACCCCCUGGGGGCAGACAAAGAGGACCUUGCAGACAAGCUCAUCCCCCUCUUCUAUGGGGUGGUGACCCCCAUGCUCAACCCCAUCAUCUACAGCCUGAGGAACAAGGAUGUGAAGGCAGCUGUGAAGAACCUGGUGGCUCAGAAACACUCUAGUCACUGAUGCAGAAGGAGUCAGUCGUCUGUGG
Molecule: messenger RNA, 1047 nt
Organism: Phacochoerus africanus (Common warthog)
Lineage: Eukaryota; Metazoa; Chordata; Mammalia; Artiodactyla; Suidae
Product: olfactory receptor 2S2
Exons: 1
Coding region: 63-1022 (319 amino acids)
Biological process (GO): G protein-coupled receptor signaling pathway
Cellular component (GO): membrane
Molecular function (GO): G protein-coupled receptor activity; olfactory receptor activity
Source: RefSeq, a predicted model, not a curated record